Messenger RNA from Rhizopus microsporus ATCC 52813, 1320 nucleotides. RefSeq lists its product as uncharacterized. Bases 37 to 1158 code for a protein of 373 amino acids. Lineage: Eukaryota; Fungi; Mucoromycota; Mucoromycetes; Mucorales; Rhizopodaceae. The record is from RefSeq and is a predicted model, not a curated record. The transcript has 3 exons.
CUUUUCUUUUCUUUCUUUCUUUGUUUUUUCUAUAAAAUGUUAAAGAUGGGUCAUGGUUUAAGCGAUGUAGAGCAGUUAUUCAUACGUGUAUCAUGCACAAGAUUUAGUUCAAGUACAGAAGGCAUUGAAGUCUGUCGACAAGUGUACGGAGAACAAGGAUUCAAGACACAGCAUGUAAAAGUAGCUGAUAAUAAUAUUCAUAUUUAUUGUUCUCGAGAAUCAGGAAACCUUCACAACUCUAAAAAGAGGCCAUUCAAGGAAGAGCUCAAAUUACUGCUCUACAAGAGUAACCAUCAUGAUAUCUACUGGCGCAUUCAGAUGAUAUGUCCCAAUACAAAUUGGCCACAGAUGAUCAAGGAAAGAAUCAAUCGAUUGGUACAGCAAAAAAUGCAAGCAAAUGAAAUCCGGGAAACAAUAAAAUCAAAAGAAUUUCCAGGUAUCUUUUGGGACGAUCGCUCACUUGAGGGAUACAUCUUGAAACGUACAAGACAAAAUCAAGUGACAGAAAGAGUACAAAAGUUGAUCAUGGCAUCCAGUCGAUUAUGUUCAGUAGCAGCAACAAGUGAAGAGUGGACAAGUAACGUAGAGCGCGAUUUGUACAAGCUCAUUUCACACUUUACAAAGAUAUUGGGAAUACCUGUCGAGCUGUUGGAGUCGAUGAUAGAUAUUUCAGUAGAUGACAUACACUCUGAUAUUGAAAAGACACCCAAUCGUGGCAACAAGAGACAAGACACAAUGGAAGUAAAGAUGCAUCAGUCUAGAGAAGAACAUCCUAAUAUACAGACCGUGUCUAUACCAAAGCAUACAUUGUUUGUCAAGGAUCAGUCAAGUAGAUCCAGCAUGAUGAUAUCACAUUCACAACAUCAUGAAAAGAUUGAAUCAAACGCAUAUUCGGAUCAUGGCAUGUUUGAUCUAGCAACAACAACAACAACAACAACAACACCUACCGUAGCUGCAGUAUCUACUUCAUCGUCAUCGUCAUCAUCAGUCCCUGUUACUACAGUUCCAUCAGUAAGAGGAUAUAAUCAACCCUUUAGCAGUAUGUAUGACUAUUCAUUUGCUUCGUCCAUGAUGAUGCGACCUCAUAUAAAUUUGAUGUCCCAGAUGCCUAAAAGAAUGCCACAUAGCCAUAGUAGCAAUGGUAGCGAUAGUAAAUAAUGCCUCUCCUUAAUUUCACUUUAGACGCAAUACGACACAGAUAUUGAAGUUGCUAUAGUAAUAAUAGUAUCCAUUUGUUAUAUUUAUACAUAUAUUUUUAUUUAAUAAAUAUCGAAAUUAUUCAAAAGAGAAAACAAUGAAAUAGUUAUUAUGAACAAAGAG